This is a messenger RNA of Gloeophyllum trabeum ATCC 11539, 891 nucleotides long. Its product is annotated as solute carrier family 25 member 38. The transcript is spliced from 8 exons. The record is from RefSeq and is a predicted model, not a curated record. Lineage: Eukaryota; Fungi; Basidiomycota; Agaricomycetes; Gloeophyllales; Gloeophyllaceae. Gene Ontology annotation, molecular function: glycine transmembrane transporter activity. The annotation marks the transcript as partial. Gene Ontology annotation, cellular component: mitochondrion. Gene Ontology annotation, biological process: glycine import into mitochondrion.
GGUGCCCUAUCGGGUUUUGCUUCAAGCAUCUGUCUCCAGCCUCUGGACCUGCUGAAGACACGGCUGCAACAAGGAGACAGCGUCCCGAACAAAAGGUGCUGUUCCAUGAUUAUCCAUGUCACACGCAAUGUUGUGGCUAGCGAAGGUCCGCUAGGUCUCUGGCGAGGCACUACAGCUACUCUGGCUCGCAAUGUCCCAGGUAUCGCAAUAUAUAUGACAGGGCUGAACUACGUUCGGACUGCACUAGCGAAAGUGCAGUACUUCGCUGCGUCUCCUCAACCGAGAGUCGAUGCCGGACGUGGAUCUGUCCUGCCCAAAUUAAAUAGCCAGGGUAAUCUGCUAGCUGGCGCAACGACGCGCGUUGCGGCAGGAUUUAUCCUGAACCCCUUCUCUGUGCUCAAAGCACGUUUCGAGAGCGGCCUCUACAAGUAUGAUAGCUUCCUGGCGUCAGUGGGUGUGAUAUUCCGUUCAGGGCCUUCGGAGCUAUUCCGGGGGUUCACAGCGUCAGCUUUGCGAGACGCGCCUUAUGCGGGCCUCUUCGUCGUAUUCUAUGAACGCCUCAAGAAAGAAACAAGUGAGCCCCUACCGGCUGCCUGGUCAUCUUCUGGGACUUCUUCAUUGAUGCACAGCAUAUCUGCCGCAUCUGCGGGUGGCCUUGCUACCCUCAGCACACAUCCUUUUGACGUUAUCAAGACUAAAGUGCAAGUCCGAUCGGAAGACCGUUACCGGGGGAUGCUUGUCACAAUCAGGACUAUCUUAGCCCAACGCGGAGUUGCAGGAUUCUUUGACGGCGUGUCGCUCCGAAUAGGCCGCAAGGUGCUCAGUUCCGCCAUAGGCUGGACAAUAUACGAAGCUGUCCUGAUGUUCAUGACGACACCGAGCAAAACAUGA